Trypanosoma theileri is the source of this 564-nucleotide messenger RNA. RefSeq lists its product as uncharacterized. NCBI's taxonomy places the organism in Eukaryota, Euglenozoa, Kinetoplastea, Trypanosomatida, Trypanosomatidae. The transcript has a single exon. The record is from RefSeq and is a predicted model, not a curated record. Bases 1 to 564 code for a protein of 187 amino acids.
AUGGAACAGAUCAUCGCAGCACGAAUUCGAGAUGUCAUUGAAACCAAACUGACCCCUCAACAAUCUGGAUUUAGACCUGGCCACUCGACGUUAGAUCAACUAUUGCAUCUACGCGCAGCCCUCACGAGACCCACCAUUGAUUCGCGUAAAGGUGCAGUAUUCGUAGGCUACGCCAAAGCUUUCGAUACUGUAGACCAUGAUCGAAUAGUUAGCGCGAUGCGAGAGAUGGAUAUCCCACCGCACAUCAUUCGAUGGUCUGCAUCUUUCCUGAAAGGACGUCAAGCCAAAGUACGAGUAAACAGUAAAUCCUCUCCUUUAAUGCAUUUCAACCGUGGCGUACCACAAGGAACAGUUCUCGGCCCACUCACGUUCAUUAUGGCACUGAACACCCUAAUCAAACGAUUAUCCCAAGUUCCCUUAUUAUUUCAUGGAUUUUUCGCCGAUGAUCCCACACUAGCAGUAAGACACAUCAACAGAGACAUCAUAAACACUACACUGCAACAAGGACUAAACGUAGUGGACGAAUGGUCCAAAAACUAUUUUAUGGAAGUCAACGUGGACUAG